UGCCUUCUGCAACUGAACCUUUGAUACUAAACUGCAUGCUUCCGUUUAAAAUUCUCUUCUGGGUAGCUAUGCAUUGUUUACCUAAAUUUUUUGUAUUAUUAUGGAACAGUCUGCUUUUCUCAGUACAUGGGAUAUCUUCUUUUCAGUUUUGAAGAUAACUGAGAGAACUUAAAAUAUGAAGAAUCUGUAGGAAUUCUGUGACCAAUUAAUAUUUUAAAUGUGUAAAUGUAAAUCCACUUUAACAGCCAAAAUAGAAAAGGAUUUGUCUUUCCUACUUGAGCGGGGGAGAUGAAUGUCUAACUCCUAAUUAUUGUAGGUACUAGAGUUGUGUAUUUAUUAAUACUUAUUAACCUGUGGGUUGAGAUAGAGUUUAGGAGUUUACAAGGAUACACCUGUUGCUUGGUAUAAAAUUGCUCUUGUAACUUCAUUGCAAACUAGAUUUCAGCUGGUUUUUGUAUGUUUGCUGGAUGGUUAUGACCUUGAAUUUUGAGGGAUUGGUGUCUUUCAGUAAACAUUAAUUAGUUUUGACUUGCGUACUUCAGUGUGUCAAAGCAAUUGAUCAUUGGGGCAUUCACUCAUAAUGAAGGGGGAUUAUAUGUGCACAUGAUGGAUAUAAUCUAUAUAAUGUAAAAAAAUGAUGUAUUUAUAGUUCUGAUGUAGGUAAAAGUGCAGCUAGUGUGUAUAAAUAAGGGAAGCUAGUGUGAUAAGUAAAGGUCAAAGUGGUUUCACUUCUGUCUCAGUUGUCAGCUGUUCUGCAACCUGCUUCUUCCCUUGCCAGAUAGGGGAGUGGAAGUCCCUAUUUAUUAGAUAAUUUGCUGCAUUAGGAGGAGGUGGCAGUAGCUGUUAGAGGAUGUUAUGGAAACUCCUGUGUCCUCAUACAGUUUUCUGACACCUUUCUCUCCCAGUCAAGAAAGGACUGCUACCUGGGGUCUUUUGCCUGCAUUUCACUGGGGUAUGUAGUUGCCCUCUGAAAGUAUAGGAGUUAGCUGAGGCGAGGAGCGUAUGUGCCGUAAAUGAGUGUAACGGCUGGAAGGAAUUGUAUCUGUAGUACAAGCUUAAAUUGUACAAUAGGCCGUGAACAUGCUGAAUUGUUUGUCUUGUAUUCAAAACAUGUGGUUACCCAGGAAUUCUUGGCAUUUGGGAGAAGGUGCAGUGUUUUGGUUUUUUGGUAUGUAAGUGAAAUUUUACCUGCAAAUAGUUCAAAACACUGAAAUGUUGCUUAGGUUAAUUAUGAGGAGUGCUCCCCCACAGUUCUUGAAUCUUACAAAUUAAUGAUAAUAAGCAUCUAGAUGCCCUGCUGGCGGAGAAGGAAGGUGAGGCUAGCCUGUGCAAGGUUUCCCAGCACUCUGUGAAAGAGUUGGUUGGUUUUGUUUCCCUUCCAGUAUCUUUUCCAGUUUGCUGUGUCCUCUUGUAAAUGGAAUAGGACUGUGCGCAGUAUUUGAAAUAUGGGUGCAAUAUGUAUUGAAUUGUUGAGGUAAAGGUGUUUGUAGUUUGUGUUCUGUUUUGUUCUUUCUAGUUUCAAAAGGUCUGUUGGCUCCCUCCUCCACAAAGUUUCUUGGAAACUUCACUAACUUAUGAAAGUCUAAAUGUUAGUCUAAGUAGUGGAGUAUUUCUCAAAAAAUGAUUUCCACUAGGGUUCACAUCUGAGGCCUAAGCAGUCUGUUCUGAUACUGAAGAGACCACUACAUUUUACUUGGUGUUCACAUGAGAUUUUUACCCUAUAUAAAGUGAACCUUGCAUUUUGUUUAAGAAAUGGAAACUGUGCCAUGAAAACUCUCCUGUAUUACUGUUUUUUUUAAUUUGUGGUUACUGGCUUUAAUGUAAUGUAUUUAAAGCUAGGGACUUGGAACAAUAGCUUGUAUCUUUCAAGCUAAUAACAGAACAAACCUCACUGCUUUAGUUGAAAAUAGAGGUUAUUGGGUAAGUAUGGUCUUUAUUGUACUCAAAGUAUUUAGAAAUAAAACUGAAGAAUAGUUAAGAGCAGAGUUUUGAACGCUAUUUAAAACCCAUACUAUUCUAAUGGGAUAGAAGACAAAGAAUUCUGUAAUGUUUUUUCUCCCUGAACUUUCAGUGUAGAAGCAGCAGUGUAAGUGCAUUGCCAUAUAGGAGGGAUUACUUCUUGCAUUCUUAAAGUGGAGAAUUCAGUUAUGGCAUAACUGUGUAUUGCUAUAAAUUAACAUUAUUUUACAGCAAAGGACUGUUUUGGUCCAGAUAAACAAGCUACAAGUUCAGUUGCUGUACUGUUUUUCUUCAAAUUGCCCUUGAUUCCAGACUAAAUGCAUAAAUGCUCAAUUUUCCCACUUAAUAGGUUCUGGGAUAUUUAACGCCUUGAGGAAUUGUGCCCCAGCCUGCAAAGGACAGGCAGUUGUAGACACCAGGUUUACAAGGAGUGAUGCUCUGGCAGUGAAAUAGGCUGUUUAAAAAGUAGCCACUGGAAUAUCUUUUCUGUCAGCUUGAGUGACUGGUAAUUCUGUUUAGCACUAAAAUUUUUCCAGAUAUGCACUCAGGCUUAGCUUUGUUUUCCAUUAUCAGUGUCAGAAUAAGCACUUUUAAAUGCUAGCAUGGUGUCUAAUUACUGUCCGUUGUUUGGAGAAAGGAGAGAAAAAAAACCCACCCCCAACCCCCGAACUGGAAACUAACUAAAUGUGGCUAGGGACUAACUGCGGUUAUGGGAAACUGGUGGAGGGCAUGCUUAGUGUUUUGAAGAAAUCACUGAAUGCAUUUAAAGGUGUUAAUGUUGGUAGAUUCUCUUUUAAUGAUAAAAGCAUAAGAAUUUAUCUUCAUUACUUUGUCUUCUCCAAACCUACCUACCUACUUAGUUUUCAGAAGGCAAUGGAUUAUUUGCUUUGGAAAUGCUUUUAUCAUUAAGAAAUAUGACCUUGAAAGCCUGUGGUGGCACCGUAGACUCCUUUGGUGGCUGCUCUCCUUGCAUCCAACAACUAAGCUGUCUUUUGCUAGUUGCUAUACAGGAAUUGUAAAAACCUGUUUUGCUGAAGCAGUCUACAUAAUUUAGGAUGUAUUUCAAUCAUGGAAAAGUUGUUGGUGUACAAGUAACUUGGUUUUUUUUUCAUCUGUGCAUUUGACCCCUAUAGUGAGAAAACAUGAUGGUACAUAACUUCCAAUUUUCUUUUAGUUUAUAAUGCAGUUCUUGUUAUAACUCUCUAUGUAGCGUUUCUCACUUUCAUAUAUUACAGAAUCUUCAGCUUGACACUGUUAAACUUUUUAAAAAAUUUCUCUUGCUUGAAAAAUGAAACUGGGUAUUGCUGUACAAUCUGUGAAGUUCCUACUGGAAGCUCUGUGUAUGUGCUUUGACCAUCCAGUUGUCAGGUAACAGCCUUCAGCUGGUUCGCUGAGGCCCUUCCAGUUUGCUUUCUGCACUGGUCUGGAUCCCUGUAUCUGCUUGUAGCUACCAAUACUCAACUGUUAGGAAGAAGUGUGAGGUACCAGGUUGAAAGUACCUCCUUGCAAAGUAUGUUUCUCAUGUUUUGCUGAAGCGUGAUGCUUAGAAGUUAAACUUAAAUGAGCCGCUUAUGUGUAAUAGUUUUCAUAUUUAUUAAAGGGACUUCUCGAUGCUUGAAUGUAACAACUGUUUUUUAAAAGGUUCAGUAUAGGAGGCGUUGUCUGAAAUGAAGCUUGUUUGACUGGAAUUCACGUUUUUGUCCUGUAGCUUGAAAACUUGAAUGUCUCUUAUCUGCUAAAGGUGUUUGACAGCUACAUGUCCAGUCAAAGCUACAGAGAAACUUACUGAUACACUUGUUACCAAUUUUUUUUUUUGAUGGAGAUGGCAGUUAAGCAUUUGGUCUUUAGAAAGAACCACAUAGUAGUUACUGUUAAACAAAAUACACAGUGUAGUUUUCUUCAGCUGUAGUAGGCGAAUAGACUUCAGAUGUUUUUCUGGUCUGAAAGGAUAGCUUCACAGCUUUAUUUCUUCCCUUUAGCAAACAAUUUAAGUGAGGAUUUCAUUACCUGUAUCUCAGAGCAGUUGAUAGGCCUCUUUGUUUUGAUGGACUGCUUGCUUUCUGUUCACAUUUGCGUUAAAAGUUUACUGUAUGGAAUGUUAUUUCAGCUUUCAUUCAGAGAAGAAUCUGUUAACAAUAUUAACCAAGAAGACAAAGCAAUGUGUUUCUGAAAGCUAGGUGUUCCUUAGGAUCUUGAAUUGUCCUAACUUGUACAUGAGCAAGCUGAUGUAAACUUUCAGAAGUACUAAAUUUACAUGAAUUGGUAGUCUUAGUCUUGCUUUCUGGGAACUUUCAGAGAUUAUGGAAAGCUAACUCAAGUUACAAAAGACAGUCAAAUAUCUGCAGCAGCUUUACCAACUUUUAACACAUUUUUUUCUUUCCAUAUCUGAGUGUGUUCAGUAUUAUCUUGGAUCAUUCUGCUUCUUCUGGUAUCUAAUCUUGAGUGUGUCGUGUAUUUGGCAGUCUUUUGCAUUCAAUCCAAAUGUUGUGAUUUUUCUGCCUAUAUUGGCAAUGGAGUUGAACAUUGGGACUAACGCAACCCAGUUGACCUGCGGAAUUUAUCAUAAAUUUGCAGAUAGUGAAAUAUUGGGAGGAGUACUCCUGAUCUGUGGACGUAAAGUGUAAUUCUGACAGUGUUAGUGGGACUGAAAUGUGAAAAAAAAUAUGAAAAUAAUUCAAAACUUCAGAAUGGGUAGGUUUUGGGAGGGAGGAUAGAACAGUAGACUGUGGGAAAAAUAACAAUAGCUUCUUGUUUUUAAACCUUCAAUUCAGGACUAUGGUAGGCUGAUUCUAGAUUAUCACCAGUGAUAAAGCCUAAGAAAAUUCUCUUCUCUUCAGGGUUCCUGGACUUCCUCUUUGGCACGUUUUAUGUUGUUUAUUUUUCCUUACUUCAAAGGACCUGGGCUCCUGUUGAAAAGUGAUGGAAUAAUCUCUGGCCGCCACCUGACAUGUUGAGGGAGCACCCCCUAAAAGAGCUUGCCUGGGCGACAGUUUGUGAAAUAACACAGUAACAUGUUUGCAGUAACCAGCAUGUUUUGGAAAUUUGAUCUCCAUUCGUCAUCCCACAUAGAUACACUUCUAGAGAGAGAAGAUGUAACACUGAAGGAAUUGAUGGAUGAAGAAGAUGUUCUGCAAGAGUGCAAGGCUCAGAAUCGCAAACUUAUAGAGUUUCUGCUGAAGUCAGAAUGUUUGGAAGACUUAGUUUCAUUUAUAAUUGAAGAGCCACCUCAAGACAUGGAUGAAAAAAUUCGAUAUAAGUAUCCAAACAUAUCCUGUGAGCUGCUUACAUCGGAUGUCUCACAGAUCAACGAUAGGCUGGGAGAAGAAGAAUCCUUACUUAUGAAACUGUACAGCUUCCUCUUAAAUGAAUCUCCUCUAAACCCUUUACUGGCCAGUUUCUUCAGCAAGGUGCUAAGUAUUCUUAUAAGCAGAAAACCAGAACAGAUUGUGGAUUUUUUAAAGAGGAAGCAUGAUUUUGUAGACCUCAUUAUUAAGCACAUAGGGACCUCUGCAAUCAUGGACUUGUUGCUCAGACUACUGACUUGCAUAGAACCUCCACAGCCCCGGCAAGAAGUGUUAAAUUGGCUAAAUGAGGAGAGAAUUAUCCAGCGGCUUGUGGAAAUAGUACAUCCAUCUCAAGAUGAAGAUAGGCAUUCAAAUGCAUCACAGUCACUCUGUGAAAUUAUUCGUCUAAGCAGAGAUCAGAUGUUACAAGUACAGAACAGUUCAGAACCAGAUCCACUGCUUGCCAGUCUAGAGAAACAAGAAAUCAUAGAGCAGCUGCUGUCUAAUAUUUUUCAUAAAGAAAAAAAUGAAUCUGCAAUAGUCAGUGCAAUCCAAAUACUCUUGACCUUACUUGAGACACGACGACAGACAUUUGAAGGCCAUAUAGAGAUCUGUCCUCCAGGCAUGAGCAAUUCAACAUAUUCAGUCAACAAAAGUGUUUUAGAAGCCAUAAAAGCACGACUUUCAUCCUUCCAUGAACUCUUACUUGAGCCUCCAAAAAAAGGUGUCAUGAAGACAACUUGGGGUGUAUUGGAUCCACCUGUGGGAAACACGCGUUUAAACGUGAUUAGAUUAAUAUCUAGCCUUUUACAGACGAAUACAAGCAGUGUGAAUCAGGAGCUUAUAGAGCUUAACAGCAUAGGAGUAAUACUGGACAUGUUCUUUAAGUAUACGUGGAACAACUUCUUGCAUACUCAAGUAGAAAUCUGUAUUGCAUUGAUUCUUGCAAGUCCUCUUGAAAGCACAGAAAAUGGCACAAUUACAGAUCAGGAUUCCACUGGGGACAAUCUCUUACUGAAGCAUCUCUUCCUUAAGUGCCAAUUAAUAGAACGAAUACUUGAAGCAUGGGAGAUGAAUGAGAAGAAACAGGCUGAAGGAGGAAGACGGCAUGGCUAUAUGGGUCAUCUGACAAGGAUAGCAAACUGUAUUGUGCAUAGUACAGAUAAGGGGCCAAACAGUACGCUAGUACAACAGCUCAUUAAAGAGCUUCCUGAGGAGGUCAGAGAGCGAUGGGAGACAUUCUGCACAAGCUCGUUAGGAGAGACUAACAAGAGGAAUACAGUGGACCUGGUUACUACCUGCCACAUUCAUUCUUCCAGUGAUGAUGAAAUUGACUUUAAAGAAACUGGCUUCUCACAGGAUUCUUCUUUGCAGCAGGCCUUUUCUGAUUAUCAGAUGCAACAAAUGACGUCCAAUUUUAUUGACCAGUUUGGCUUCAACGAUGAGAAGUUUGCUGAUCAAGAUGACAUCGGCAAUGUUUCUUUUGAUCGGGUCUCAGACAUCAACUUUACCCUCAAUACGAAUGAAAGUGGCAAUAUAGCCUUGUUUGAGGCAUGCUGUAAGGAGCGGAUACAGCAGUUUGAUGAUGGUGGCUCUGAUGAAGAAGACAUUUGGGAAGAAAAACAUAUUGCCUUUACACCAGAGUCCCAGAGGCGUUCCAGUUCGGGCAGUACAGACAGUGAAGAAAGCACGGAUUCUGAAGAAGAGGAUGGAACAAAACAAGACUUGUUUGAAUCUCACACCAAUACAGAGGACAAAAUGGAAGUAGACUUAAGUGAACCACCGAACUGGUCAGCUAACUUUGAUGUACCCAUGGAGACGGCACAUGGUGCCAAUCUGGAUUCUGUUGGGUCUGAUGUGUGGAGUACGGAAGAACCUAUGCCGGCAAAAGAAACUGGCUGGGCUUCCUUUUCUGAGUUCACGUCCUCUUUGAGCUCAAAGGAUUCCUUAAGAAGUAACUCUCCUGUGGAAAUGGAAACAAACACAGACCCAGUUGAUCCCUUGAGUGCAAAUGUAACUGCUCUUGCAACACAGCUGGAGACCCCAGGUAGCGUUGCUAUGGAGGCCAGCUCUGAUGGGGAGGACGAUGCAGAAAAUGCGGACAAGGUAACGGAAACGGUGAUGAACGGCAGCAUGAAGGAGACGCUGAGCCUUACCGUAGAUGCUAAAACUGAAACGGCUGUGUUCAAAAGUGAGGAAGGAAAACUGUCUACCUCACAGGAUGCUUCUUGUAAAUAUGUAGUAGAAGAGAAUGCAGAGGUUGCAGAAGAGGCUCCUUCAGCUCUGCAGCCUGCUAACAGCAGUCCAGAACAGAGGACUGAUCAACACACCCAUUUAGGAGAGGCGUCUGUUAAUGGCCCUGUAUGAUAUGUGAUGUCUGCUACCUUGGCUGAAGAAAAUGAACUGAUAUCCAGGUGUUUGAGUGUUUCUUGAGGAUUUCAUCUAGACCCUGUUGAAGCCAGUCACUGCUGCACUAAUUUCGCAAGGGAUCAGGACCAGCAACAUUUAUAUUCUAGAUUUUAAGACAUUGUACAGAAAUUCAUAAGUGUAAAAAUAUUGCACAUUGAGAAAUACCAAUAAUUUUUGCGUAUGUUUAUAUUGUAUUGUUCUAAAUAAUGGGUGGCCUGUGAAAUAAGAUCCUGCUACCCAUGUAAUGAUGAUAGUAGUGUUACUAUAGUUAAAAUGGCUGUAAGAAUAGUUUUAUAAAAAAGUGAAUACACAAAUCUAAUGUAUUUGAGACAUAACUAUUUGAUGAUUAGUGUGACCAAAGUAUUUAGCAGUUUUCAUACAUUUUUCACCUUGUAAAAAGAAAAGAAAAAAAUGAAUUCAUGUUUCUUCUGAAACUGAAAUGCCCUAUAAAUGUUAUUUUGGUUGGUUUAGCUUACAAAAGUGAUUUAAAUAAGAAUUUUUUGGUGUUCAACAUUUUACAACAGGUUUUUUAAUUGGUAAUUGUUUUUUCUGUAUUGUUCAAAACGGAUCAAAAAAUGUAAGUCUAUUGGUAGAGAUUUUAAGUAUUUAUUGCUACAACUUAGUUGACAAAUUGAUGUUCCUGUAAAGCCAUAUGUUCUGUUAAGUCUUGUUUGCUUGAAACAAUACCUUCCAGGUGAAACACUAGACUAUUUGAAGUGCACAUGGCUUGUUGUGUUUAAGUGAUUCACCUGCCUUUUAACCCAUUCACCAAGAUUUAGCUUAAUACCGAGCAUUAUACAAUGGAACAUUUCAGAACAAUCUGCGUAUUUAAAACGCUAUAAUCCUUUUAGACAAGUCAAGUAAAUGAAAUGCCCGUGCUGCUAAUGUAAUUACAGUACCUGCAUUUUAAAAGUACAUAGUGUUUUUAAUACAAACUUUGGCAGCAGAGCAUGUUAAUUGUUACUUUCACUGUACUGAUCUGUGUGAGGCUUUCAUUUGUAUGUUCGAAACCAGUUUUUUCACAGCUGGUUUGUGUAUAUAUAUAUAGUGAUUAUGGAAACUAAUUCUGUGUAAUUUAUAAUUUUCUAUGUCAGUGUAAAAUUCCAACAGCCUUCUCAAACAGAAGCAAUAUACUGUAUAUUGCCACAGCGUCUGGUGAAAGGGUUAAAGUACUUCACCUCCUGCACUUUUAGGUGCAUAUCCAUUUUUGUUUCUGUAAUAGUUACACUCAUUUAUUUUUUACAUCCUAUGUUUUCCUGACCAGUAUUUAAAGCCAAAAGGAUACUCUAAACAAUGGCCAAUGAUUUAUUUUAGAAGGCGUCCCAAGCAACGUGCCUAAACAUUACAUUGCAUACAGAAAUAAAAAAACCCGACACGUACAA
Messenger RNA from Falco peregrinus (peregrine falcon), 9034 nucleotides. It is a transcript of the gene PPP6R3, whose product is annotated as protein phosphatase 6 regulatory subunit 3. NCBI's taxonomy places the organism in Eukaryota, Metazoa, Chordata, Aves, Falconiformes, Falconidae. Gene Ontology annotation, molecular function: protein phosphatase binding; protein phosphatase regulator activity. Gene Ontology annotation, cellular component: cytosol; nucleus. The record is from RefSeq and is a predicted model, not a curated record. The transcript is spliced from 23 exons. The coding region runs from base 4971 to 7610 and encodes 879 amino acids.